Molecule: messenger RNA, 2331 nt
Organism: Prionailurus viverrinus (fishing cat)
Lineage: Eukaryota; Metazoa; Chordata; Mammalia; Carnivora; Felidae
Gene: EWSR1
Product: EWS RNA binding protein 1
Exons: 9
Coding region: 208-1272 (354 amino acids)
Biological process (GO): regulation of DNA-templated transcription
Cellular component (GO): nucleus
Molecular function (GO): RNA binding; transcription coregulator activity
Source: RefSeq, a predicted model, not a curated record
ACGCCCAGCGCCUUUGAGAGAACAUUAGGACAAGAGCUGCAGGCGAGAAGGACGAGAAGGCUGUGGUUCAUCCCUCCUUCCCUCACCCCUGCGGCCUGGCUCGAUGGUAGCGCCCGAGGUUGCGGGUUUCGCGCCUGCGCAGUGCGGCGCCUAGAGGGAAAGCGAGAGGGAGACGGACGUUGAGAGAACGAGAAGGAAGGAGAGAAAAUGGCGUCCACGGAUUACAGUACCUACAGCCAAGCUGCAGCCCAGCAGGGCUACAGUGCUUACACCGCCCAGCCCACUCAAGGAUAUGCACAGACCACCCAGGCAUAUGGGCAGCAAAGUUAUGGAACCUAUGGACAGCCCACUGAUGUCAGCUAUACCCAGGCUCAGACCACUGCGACCUAUGGGCAGACUGCCUAUGCAACUUCUUAUGGACAACCUCCUGCUGGUUAUACUACUCCAACUGCCCCCCAGGCAUACAGCCAGCCUGUCCAGGGGUACGGCUCUGGUGCUUAUGAUACCACCACUGCUACGGUCACUACCACCCAGGCCUCCUAUGCAGCCCAGUCUGCAUAUGGCACUCAGCCUGCUUACCCAGCCUAUGGGCAGCAGCCGGCAGCCACUGCACCUGCAAGACCGCAGGAUGGUAACAAACCCGCUGAGACUAGUCAACCUCAAUCUAGCACAGGGGGUUACAACCAGCCCAGCCUAGGAUAUGGACAGAGUAACUACAGUUAUCCCCAGGUACCUGGGAGCUACCCCAUGCAGCCAGUCACGGCACCACCAUCUUAUCCUCCUACCAGCUAUUCCUCUACACAGCCGACUAGUUAUGAUCAGAGCAGUUACUCUCAGCAGAACACCUAUGGGCAGCCGAGCAGCUAUGGACAGCAGAGUAGCUAUGGUCAACAAAGCAGCUAUGGGCAGCAGCCGCCCACUAGUUAUCCCCCCCAAACUGGAUCCUACAGCCAGGCUCCAAGUCAAUAUAGCCAACAGAGCAGCAGCUACGGGCAGCAGAGUUCAUUCCGACAGGACCACCCCAGUAGCAUGGGUGUUUAUGGGCAGGAGUCUGGAGGAUUUUCCGGACCAGGAGAGAACCGGAGCAUGAGUGGCCCUGAUAACCGGGGCAGGGGAAGAGGGGGAUUUGAUCGUGGAGGCAUGAGCAGAGGUGGGCGGGGAGGAGGACGCGGUGGAAUGGGGUUACAAAGUGAGAGCCUUGUAUACACUUCAAUACUUAAAAAGUACCCGUACUCAGUACUCAGCCGGCAGCAUAAUGAAAAGUGGGACUAGACACGGUGUCCAUAUGGAGAGGAAAAAUAUACAUAGAAUAUUUUUAACAAAAUGUAUUCAUUGUAUAAAUGGAAUCCUUCUGUAACUUUGGUAACUGCAUACUUGUUAUUUGGUAAUGAACCAGAGGAGGUAUAAUACUCUAGAAUUGUGUAACAUUAAAGUGUAAACUUUUGUGUUUAAAGAGAGAGAACAUUUUAUGGUGUGUACUUUUAAAAAGGAAAGAAAGCUGCAUGCAACAGCUUGAAACUGUAUAUUCAGGUAUUAAAGGUGCAAUACUGGUUAGGAAAAGCUCAAGGCCUCCCACUGGGGAGCUGCCUUUAUUUAAUUUUAAAGAAAAAACAAAAGGCCCAGCAUAUUCCCUCCCCCUGUUUACAGUAUGUGAGGCAGUAAUAUUAUACUGCUGUCAUCUCUGUUCUCAACUGAUAUGUCUAUAAAGUUGCACCCCCAGUCUGUUGAGCCUUGGUAUUUGUUGUAAAUUCUCCUUUCACAGCAAUUGUUAAACCCAUUAGUGCCCUGAAAUGUAUGGCUUUAUGCUGAAGAUUGGCUGGAUGCGUCCUCUGAUGUGUGUUGUAGGCGUUUAAUGUGGUUGUCUCCUGCUUGAUUAUACUGUGACUUGUUAGGAAGCCUCCCUGGGCUCUCCCCUAGGAGAGGUUGAGGGUGCACCUUUAUGAACAUGGAAAGCAGUUGCCCCAGCUUUGCUGCUCCACUCUACGACCAAGCUCUCCCUGUUUUUCAGCCGAUGGGGUGGGUGUUGGGAUCUGUUUUCUUCCCCUAAUUUGCCAAGUAUUGCACUAUUAAUACCAGCCCCCGAAAUGAAAGGAACCAACCACACUGGUGUGUACAAUCAGACAAGCAAGGUUGUAUAUAAAGAAAAUUUGAGCAAGCUGCCCUGAAGAAAGGCAUAGUGACGAGAUGAGAGAGAUGCAUUGUUUGGAGAUGUGUUUAGCCAGUGCCCUUCUUCCCCACGAGCCCCCCCAAGGCUCAGAGCGGUACUGGCUUUUAAAGGGAAAGGCCUUCAUUUCUUCGUUUAUCCCCCCAGCAGCGCUGGAGAGCGAGGUG